AUGCCGAUUUCCACAUUUACCCUCAAUGCCCCAAAUGGCAAGGACAUUAAAGUCAAUACGGGUCUAUUUAUUAAUAACGAAUGGACCAGUGCGAAGAAUAACGCGGAAUUUGCUUCUAUCAACCCCGCUACCGAAGAAGAAAUUUGCUCUAUCUCCAAGGCCUCUGCCGAAGAUGUCGAUCGGGCCGUUGCUGCCGCAAAAGAGGCCUUCAGUGGCCCUUGGAGCGACUUGGAUGGCACGGGCCGAGGGAAGCUGCUUUUAAAGUUGGCUGAUCUAGUUGAGGCUGAGCACGAGAUCAUUGCAUCUCUCGAGGCAGUUGAUACUGGAAAGACUUUUACGAAAGCAAUGAAGGAUGUCCACGAAGUUUUCGAGGUUUUCCGAUACUAUGGUGGCUGGGCCGACAAGCACUAUGGACAGACUAUCGACGCAGGCAAGCACCGCUUUGCUUACACUAUUCGCCAGCCCAUCGGUGUCACCGGGUCUAUCACUCCAUGGAACUACCCCUUGAUUAUGGUCUCCCUGAAGCUCGGACCAGCUCUCGCAUGUGGUAAUACUUGUGUCUUGAAGCCUUCGGAAUUCUCGCCCCUCUCCGCUCUAUAUCUGGCCAAUCUCUUUGUUAGAGCUGGUUUCCCGCCCGGAGUUGUGAAUAUCGUUAAUGGCGAAGGUGGUGAAGCCGGCGCGCGUCUCUCUGAGCAUCCCGAUGUCGCUAAGAUCAGUUUCACCGGUAGCACCGCCACCGGAAAAUUGAUUAUGAAGGCAGCAGCCCCCACGAUGAAACGAGUUGCACUAGAGACAGGUGGCAAGUCUCCCGUCAUUGUCUAUGAUGACGCUGACAUCCCCAACGCCCUCAAAUGGGUGUACUAUGGGAUAUAUGCAAACCAGGGUCAAAUCUGUACUUCCACGGCCCGUAUUUACAUCCAUGAGAAGAUUUACGAUGAGUUUCUCAGGCGAUUCCUAGCUUAUACCGAGAAACAUGCUAUUGUUGGCGAUCAGUUUAAGGAGGAGACUUUUAUUGGCCCUUUGGUUAACAAGGCCCAGUUCCAGCGGGUUCUUGACUACAUCAAGAUCGGCCAGCAGGAGGGCGCUACCCUUAUCAAGGGUGGUGGCAUCCUCCCCGAGCGACCUGGUGAUAGAGGAUUUUUUAUUCAGCCCACUAUCUUUGGAAAUGUGACCCCAAGGAUGCGCAUCGCUACAGAGGAGAUAUUUGGUCCUGUUGGCGCUUUCUUCAAGUUCUCGGACUCGGAUGAUAUCGUCAGGAUUGCCAAUGACACCCGCUACGGUCUCUCAUCCGCUCUUUUCACCAAGGAUGUUAUCAGAGCUAUCAAGGUUUCAGAGAAGCUUGAAUCUGGUAUGGUUUGGAUCAACUCCAGCAACAACUCAGAUUACCGUGUCCCAUUUGGAGGUGUCAAGGAAUCUGGCAUUGGCAGAGAGUGUGGCGAGGCGGCCUUGGACGAAAACUCAGUCCUGAAGACAGUCUACCUUAACCUGCAGCUGACGAAUGACGAGUGA
Penicillium manginii is the source of this 1509-nucleotide messenger RNA. RefSeq lists its product as uncharacterized. The record is from RefSeq and is a predicted model, not a curated record. The coding region runs from base 1 to 1509 and encodes 502 amino acids. Gene Ontology annotation, molecular function: aldehyde dehydrogenase (NAD+) activity. The transcript is spliced from 3 exons. NCBI's taxonomy places the organism in Eukaryota, Fungi, Ascomycota, Eurotiomycetes, Eurotiales, Aspergillaceae.